This is a messenger RNA of Hevea brasiliensis (rubber tree), 2532 nucleotides long. Its product is annotated as putative receptor protein kinase ZmPK1. The coding region runs from base 41 to 2410 and encodes 789 amino acids. NCBI's taxonomy places the organism in Eukaryota, Viridiplantae, Streptophyta, Magnoliopsida, Malpighiales, Euphorbiaceae. The transcript has a single exon. Gene Ontology annotation, biological process: protein phosphorylation; recognition of pollen. The record is from RefSeq and is a predicted model, not a curated record. Gene Ontology annotation, molecular function: ATP binding; protein serine/threonine kinase activity.
CUUUGACAAUAAAUUGUUUAAACUUCUAUACAAACCCCAUAUGGCAAUACUGCUUCUUUUGUUUGCUCUGCCUUUCAUUCUAUCCUCUCCAUUAUUGUCUUCAGCAUCUGAUAGCCUUACCAAAGGCUCAUCUUUAUCAGUCGACAAAGCAAACGAUGUUUUGAUUUCACGGAGUAACACUUUCGUCGCUGGAUUUUUUCCCGUCGGAGACAAUGCUUACUGCUUUGCCAUAUGGUUUGAUGAACCUUUCUGCAACAAAAACUGCACCGUAGUUUGGAUGGCAAACCGUGACCAGCCAGUUAAUGGGAAACAUUCAGAGCUCUCUCUGCUAAAAUCUGGUAAUCUUAUCUUAAAAGAUGCUGGUCGAGUUACAGUUUGGGCAACGGACACAGUUUCAGAAUCUUCAGUGCAACUAUACCUUCAGGACAGCGGCAAUCUUGUACUGCAGAGCUUGGAAGGUGAUUUACUUUGGCAAAGCUUCGAUUUCCCCACCGACACUCUCCUUCCGCUUCAGCCACUGAGCAAAGACAGGAAGCUUGUGUCCUCAAGGAGUCAAAGCAACUAUAGUUCAGGAUUCUAUAAGCUUUACUUCGACACUGAUAACGUUCUCCAUCUUCUUUAUGCUGGUCCUGAUUUUUCAAGCAUUUAUUGGCCAGAUCCUGAAGUAUCUAUCUUUGACUCUGGGAGAACUACUUACAAUAACAGUAGAAUAGCUCAUUUUGAUCCUUUGGGCAAUUUCAGUUCAUCAGAUAAGUUCUUUUUUAAGUCAGCAGAUUAUGGAGCGAACCUCCAAAGAAGAUUCACAAUGGAUAGCGAUGGAAAUAUUCGAUUGUACAGUCGGGAAGACAAGGGAGGCAAAUGGACUGUUUCAUGGCAGGCCAUAUCUCAACCAUGCAAGAUUCACGGCAUCUGUGGACCAAAUAGUUUAUGCAACUAUGUUCCUAGUUCUGGGAGGAAAUGUUCCUGCCUUCAGGGAUUCAAGACGAAGGAUGUAAAUGACUGGUCUUUGGGUUGUGAGCCAGAAUUCAAUCUUUCUUGUUCAACAACUGAGAUCACUUUUCUUCGACUGACUCAUGCUGAUUUUUACGGGUAUGACAAUCGUUUCUAUCGGAAUUACACCUUAGAUAUGUGUAAAAAUGCAUGCUCCAAAAGAUGUGAUUGCAAAGGGUUCCAAUUCAAGUUCAUCAAGCCUGGUUAUCCUAAUAACAAUCCUUAUUGUUUUGUGAAGAUCCUGUUGCUAAACGGGUAUCGUUCACAGAAUUUUGAAGGAGAUAUUUACUUGAAAGUGCCGAAAGCAAGUCACUUCUACUCUCAGCCUAUGGAAGAAUCCAGGACGUUAGAUUGCUCAGGUGAAAUUGCCAAGCUACUAAACAGAGUGUAUACAAAAAGCCAAGAAAACGAAACACUAAAGUAUAUGCUUUGGUUUGCUUCGAUAAUUGGAGCAAUUGAAUUCAUUGGUAUUUUCUUGGUAUGGUGUUUGUUGAUCAGAAUCCACCAGAACUCAGGUGCAGUUGAGCAAGAUUACGUUCAAGCUGCAACAGGCUUUAGAAAAUUCACCUACGCCGAGCUGGAAAAGGCAACCAGGGGUUUCAGCGAAGAAAUUGGAAGAGGAGCAGGAGGAAUUGUUUACAAAGGAGUACUAUCUGAUCAUAGAGUUGCAGCAGUAAAGAGAUUGAUUAAUGAAGCUAACCAAGGCGACGCACAAUUCCGAGCGGAAGUUAGUGUGAUUGGGAAACUUAAUCACAUGAACCUGAUAGAGAUGUGGGGAUACUGUGCAGAGAGAAAUCACAGGCUUUUGGUUUGCAAGUACAUAGAGCACAGAUCCUUGGCAGAAAACCUCUCAUCUAAUUCACUUGAUUGGGAAAAGAGGUUUAAUAUUGCCUUGGGUACAGCCAAGGGCCUUUGCUAUUUACAUGAGGAGUGCUUAGAGUGGGUUCUACACUGUGAUGUAAAGCCUCAAAACAUUCUGCUUGACUGUGAUUACCAGCCAAAGGUGUCAGACUUUGGCCUGUCUCAUCCACUGAAAAGAGAUAGCCAUGGAAUUUCAAGGCUUUCAAGGAUAAGAGGAACUAGGGGUUACAUUGCUCCGGAGUGGGUUUUGAGUCUACCCAUCACCUCCAAAGUGGAUGUUUAUAGCUAUGGAAUGGUCUUGCUGGAGAUGAUAACUGGAAAGAGCCCAACAGCAGAUAUAGAAGACAAAAGGCUGGUUACAUGGGUAAAAGAAAAGAUUAAAGCAGCUACAGCUAUUGUGGACCCCAAGUUGGAAGGAAACUACGAUAAGACCCAGAUGAAAAUUCUUGUUCAGGUGGCUCUAGAUUGUGUAAAUGAAGACAAAGAUGCAAGACCCACCAUGAGAAGAGUAGUUGAGAUGCUUUUGCAAAAUGAAAUGAAUCACUUCUGUUUGGUUUAACGGUAGCUGAUAGCCAAUAAUUACUCUGAAAGGAGACAAAUAGUUAAUUUUAUUUAAUUGUUCUAAAUUUUUAGAAGGGAAAUAAUUAAGAGGGCUAACGGUUAAUAAGUUGUACUUUUGGU